UGACCAACCAAGCGCGUGGAAUAUUAUUUCUUCCUUCGCGCCAUUUUGAAGUUGGUCUCCGAAUCCUUUUGUUGUGGUAUCCUGAGUUUUUAACCGUUCUGGGAGAGCUACAACACCAGUGACCAUGUCGAAUGAGGUAGAAUUCAACUCCCUUCAAGGGAAAGACGAAGUGAAAGUCAAGCUCGAACAGCCUUCUAGAGUACCCCAAAAGCCGAGCGAUGAAGAAGUGGCAAAGUACAGCAAAACACGCAUGGUCCUUGUUGUGUUUUUCGGGUUGGUGAUCCUUGCUAUGAUCGUGGCCGCUGUUGUUAUCAUUAUAGUCGCUCCUAAAUGUGCUAAGGCUAAAGUUAGAGAUAUGGAUAAAUCCUGGUUAGAAAACGAAGUCGUAUACAAAAUAUCCGCUCAACAAUUCAACAAGAAUCUUACCGGCAUAAUCGACAAACUCGGUUACCUCGAGAACCUUGGCGUGAAGGUACUAAGUAUAGGCGCUGUAUUCAGCGAAGAAGAUUUACAAGACGUAAACAAUGCUCUCGGCAAAAUGGAAGAUUUCCAAAAUCUUUUGAAAAAAGCGCACGAUAGGAAGAUGAGGGUCAUCGUAGACUUCGUCCCCAAUCACACGUCGAAGAAGAAUAAGUGGUUUGAAGAGAGCAGCGUAAACAAAACGAAUUCGAAAAGAAAUUGGUACGUCUGGAGGGAUUCAGCCAACAACUGGCCCUCGAUGAACGGCGGUAGUGCUUGGGAAAAAGACCCAAAGACCAACCAAUAUUACCUUCACCAAUUCAGUGUCGACCAGCCCGAUCUAAACUACCACGAAGAGGCCGUCGUUAAAGCGAUCAACGGGGUUGUGAAAUUUUGGAGUGAGAAAGGAGUCGAUGGUUUCAGUGUUAGCGGCAUCGAGUACCUUCUUGAGGAUAGCGACUUCAGAAACGACGGCUACACAGAGAAGUUUAAUGCCAGUCUCCCUCUGACUUACGACAUGACCAAACACAACUCCACAUAUGAUUUGGAUGGAAAUCUGAAUAUUGUCAAGACGUUCCGUGACACUCUGGAUGAGGUUGAUGGGUCUUACAGAGCUCUUGUUGUACAAGUCAGCAGUACAAAGAACAUUGCUGCGCUGUACAACAGUAGCGACCUACCUGUUGCAGCCCUCGCCAACAAAAUUGACUUGGCUGACCUCCCAGGGUCAAUUAACAAGACGGUGAUGGCAUAUCUGGCCAUGGUCCCUGCUGGUAAAUGGCCAACAUUUACUCUUGGCGAUAGCAAGAUUGAUGAUAAGAUGGUUGAUGCCAUGAAUGUUUUGCUUUUGACCCUUCCUGGUACGCCCUUGUCUACCAGUGGCCAGGAACUUGGUUUGGAGAGCAUGAAAUGGGAUGGAGAAGGUGUUAAGGAGCAAGAGAAAGGUAAUAAAUCACACUACAGUGUGUACAAGGCUGCUAGUGCACUCCGUCGCAAUGAUGCAUUCAAGAAGGUGAAAACACAGGAUAUCCAUGUCGACUCACAAGUCUACGCCUACCUCCGUGCUGACAAGUACCUAGUUGUUAUUAACUUCAGUGAUAAGGAAUGGAAUGGUGACCUUCCCAAAAUCUCAGGGCAUGGUGUGUGCAGGUUAGAUAAUAAGUUUGAGAUGGUAGAUAAAAUAGUCGACCCUAACACCAUCAAGCUACAAGGUGGCCAAGUAGUAGUUAUUGAAAUGAAAAGUGUGACGCUUAUGUAGAUGGUGUUAUGCAAAGUUAUCUGUAAUUGAUUGGCGUAAUAAGAGGAGUUAAAGAUAUGGGUAAUUAUCAUGUGGGGAUGCUAUAGACUGGCGUUGCUGAUUGCAAAUCAAUAUCCUUAGUUAACCAUGCCAUAGUUAAUCUAGUUGGUGAACAGCCAUACCAGAGAGGUCUAAUUAGCUCCUUGCAUAAAUUCAAUAUUAUUAUUUAUAUCAUGGCAAGACCUUUAUCACUCCUUAAAAAAUAGACUAAGAUAGGUUUUAUUGUUUUCGAUGUGAUAAAAUGUUUUAAAAUAAAUAUAAAUACUGUGAUUGUAAGACACAGUACAUCUUCUCAGGGUUUUAAUGUGAUGAAUUCUUGUGAUGAUUGUAAAUCCAAUAUCAAACCUGCAUUAACUUUGUAUAUAGCAUCUUAUUUGGAAGUGUUAACUUAAUCUACUUGUGUUCAUUUCUUAUUGACUGAUUGACUUGAUUGACAUUAAAAUGCUUGGUGUAUGUAAUGAAGUUCUUUUGAGUAUUUUGUAAGCUCCAAUGCAUACCUGAAAUUGAGUAAGAGUUUGAUUUCUAUGGACUGAUCAGAGUUUUUCAGUUCUGGAUUUCAAAAGUUCUAGUAUGUUCGUGUUUUAAUUUUCACAUACCUUACAAAUGAAUUGCAAUGAUUUUUCAUGAAAUUUUAUGUGAAUUUGAUUUAGAGGAUUGCAAAAUUGGAGACACAUCUGGUAAUAAGGUACAAAACUAUGUGAUCCUACAAAUAUUCUUAAAGCUCACUUCAUGAACAUACACAGAAAAUCCUGGAGUUUUGUUACAAAACACUCAAAUCAACUUCAAGUUGUUUAUUUGUAUUUACAGUAAAAUAUUCAAUAACAGUGCUAUGAAUGAUUGCAAUUUGUGACACAUGAUGUUUUCUGUGAUUACGUUUUUAUUAUAUGUUUAGUCUCAAUAAUAUACUUAGUAAUAUACAUACCAUGCCAUUCUUUAAACCUUUAUGUUGUGUUAGGGCAGUUGCUGUAUUGCUAAAUGUAUUUGCCCAAAUUGUAUCUAGUGAUCCAGUCGUGAAUGUUACAAGGUUUGAGACAAAAUACAGUAAUGUGCUGCAACACUUCUAUCUGCACUAAAUGUCCGUAGACCACUGCUAUUGGUGCCAAAUAGCUGUAUACUAACAGCUUCAUGUGUUGUAAUCAUGAUUUGGAGACUUGAUUAAAAAAUCGCAAGUA
Molecule: messenger RNA, 2925 nt
Organism: Nematostella vectensis (starlet sea anemone)
Lineage: Eukaryota; Metazoa; Cnidaria; Anthozoa; Actiniaria; Edwardsiidae
Product: neutral and basic amino acid transport protein rBAT
Exons: 3
Coding region: 125-1714 (529 amino acids)
Biological process (GO): carbohydrate metabolic process
Source: RefSeq, a predicted model, not a curated record